Molecule: messenger RNA, 8628 nt
Organism: Oncorhynchus kisutch (coho salmon)
Lineage: Eukaryota; Metazoa; Chordata; Actinopteri; Salmoniformes; Salmonidae
Gene: sipa1l3
Product: signal-induced proliferation-associated 1 like 3
Exons: 23
Coding region: 578-5875 (1765 amino acids)
Biological process (GO): establishment of epithelial cell polarity; regulation of small GTPase mediated signal transduction; epithelial cell morphogenesis
Cellular component (GO): cytoplasm; Golgi apparatus; plasma membrane
Molecular function (GO): GTPase activator activity; protein binding
Source: RefSeq, a predicted model, not a curated record
UACUACAACAACCAUGCUCGCACAGGCGCAUUGCGGCGUGAGAUCGUUUGCUAAGCGCAGCGCGGUGGUUUCGCCUGGCUUGUGUGAUCGGACUCCCGAGAGGGCAUUCCUGGCAACGUUUGCGAGCGAGAUAGAAACAAGCAGUCCACUAUAUUGUUCGAUCAAUGUUUCCCCCCGGAUUGGGGAUUUCUAACGGGAUAUAAGUUCGUCGAAAGUGCGAAAACGUCGAGAGGCAGCAGAGCUGUGACCCACUUCCCCUGUCCCCGCCUCACUGAUCCCCUGAUGCCCUGUGAGUCAACACACACGCGGACCACGCCCGAUUCACCUGCACAGCUAACGCCAGGAGGAGAUCUGCCCAGAGCCUGAGAGAAGAGAGACGGCCUACUGUGUAACUGGGCAUAUGACAAGCAGGGUCUCACCCUCCCAGUGAAAGCGAUGUGUGUGGGAGGUGGAGGCCACAGCAUCAGCAGAGUGUGUGUGGGGCUCCUCUCCCACUCCCCUACCCCCCACCCUGGCACGGGAUGCCAGCCCACUUCCCCCCUGCCUUCUGUCCUGCCCUGAGCUCUCUUGGGGCGCCAUGAACACCUACAGAGAUAGAGGGGUCACCUGCACCUCCUCAGACCUGCUAGAGAGGGGUGGAGGGGGAGGGCCUGGGUCCCUCCUCACACAACAUGCCGCCUUCCACCUCACCCUCAACGGCCACCCUGCCCCCUCCUCUGACCCAGCCACCCAAUCCCGUGUCUCCGUUCCCAAGAUGGGCGUCCGCGCCCGUAUUGCUGAGUGGCCACCGCGCCAUGCGCAAUCGAGGGAGUCGCUCCUGGAGAACGGGCAAGGCGCUAAUCACCAUGGAGACGACCCUUCCACGACGACCUCCUCCGCAUCUUUCCCCAUCUCCGAGGUCGGGCUGGUGCGGGGAGGAGUGGCUCGUUUACCGAGGCGACGCACAAAGGAUGUGGAGUUCCGUGGUGGGUACGGGGGUGGAAGAGGGUCUCCCGUAGGCCUGCGUGCCUUCCCCCCGUUACGGCAGCGCUCCAACAGCGAGGUGACUCUGAGCGAGCAGGAUGAGAACGAGGUGGAAGGUCGUGGAGGUGCUAAUCUGUUCCGGGAGUACGGCAGCACCUCCUCCAUCGACGUGCAGGGCAUCCCCGAGCAGAGCUUCUUUGACAUGCUCAGCCAAUUCCACCAGGAGAGGCCCGACCAGCGCAGCACUGCCCCCAUACACCUGGGGGAGCAACUGUACACCAACUCCCCUCCCUCGGCACCCCUCCCCACGGGCCACUCCCCCAUCCCCACACCCCGGGGGGAGGAUGGAGGGAUGGGACGGUCGGAGAACAGGGUGAGGAAGAAGAGUGGGGGGACAGACUCGUCUCUGGGGACAUCCUCUCUGUUCCGGAAGCUCCGCAGCUCCAGCAGAGGGGAGCUGGACAGAGGGGAGGCGGGGGAGGACGGGGGAGGCCGUAACUCUACAGAUACCCCCUACAAACCCUGGGUGUGCCCCAAGAGCUUUGUCCACUACGACGCCCAGAGCAUCCUGUUUGACCUCCAUGAGGCUGCUGCUCAGCGUGCGUAUGUAUCCCAGCGGAGGAACACUGCCACCGGGGCAUCGGCGGCCUCCGUCUCCCUGGCUGUGUCACGGUCCUCAGCUCUGAGUGGGUUGGACGCUACCUACUCCAGCGUUGAGGACCUGACGCUAGGUCUCGACCCCAGCGCGCCCACCCCCUCCCUGGGCGUGGACCCUCUGGACGGCCCCCCCGGUGGCCCCACCUCCAGUCUGCUCCUCCUCAGCUGCCCCCACUUCCGCAACGAGACGGGGGGACACGGGGAGCGCAACGUCAGCUUCCUGAGCUCCUCGGCCGAGCGGGGAGGGGAGGGGGGCGCGGGUGACCUGGCGAGGGGCAGCCUCCGGCGUAGCAACGCCAGUGUGUCGGUGGUGGAGGUACCCAUCGAGCAGCAAGUCACCCGAAUGGACAGGCUGAAACUCUAUAGCAUCGAGCACGUGGACCUGGGGGCACGCUACUACCGAGACUACUUCCACGGGAAAGAGCACUCAAACUACUUUGGCACGGACGACAAGCUGGGUCCGGUGGCUGUGAGUAUCCGCAGGGAGAAACUGGACGACACUAAAGACCUGAAGGACCAGUACCAGUACCGCAUCAUCGCCAGAACCAGUGAGCUGGUGACGUUGCGGGGGUCCAUCCUGGAGGAUGCGGUGGCCUCCACGGGAAGGCACGGCACGGUGCGGGGUCUCCCCCUGAAGGAGGUGCUGGAGCAGGUGGUCCCGGAGCUCAGUGUGUCCUGCCUGCGCCUGGCUCUCAGCACGCCCAAGGUCACCGAGCAGCUCCUCAAACUGGACGAACAGGGGCUGAGUCAGAAGCACAAGGUGGGAGUGCUGCUGUGUCGGGCAGGGCAGAGCACCGAAGAGGAGAUGUAUAACAACGAAGAGGCCACGCCCGCCUUCUCUGCCUUCAUGGACCUGCUAGGGGAGCAGGUGUGCCUCCGAGGCUUCACCAACUACGCCGCCCAGCUGGACACUAAGACUGACUCGACGGGAACCCACUCCCUGUACACCACCUACCAGGGCUAUGAGGUCAUGUUCCACGUGUCCACCAUGCUGCCCUACAUGCCCAACAACCCACAGCAGCUCCUGAGGAAGAGGCACAUAGGGAACGACAUCGUCACAAUAAUCUUCCAGGAGCCGGGAGCGCUGCCCUUCACCCCUCAGAACAUCCGCUCCCACUUCCAGCACGUGUUCGUCAUCGUCCGCGUGCACAACCCCUGCUCCGACGGCACUUGCUACAGUGUGGCUGUGACGCGCAUGAAGGACGUGCCUCCCUUCGGCCCGCCCAUCCCCAGCGGGGUGACGUUCCGUGACCCUGAAGCCUUCCGCAACUUCCUCUUGGCCAAGGUGAUCAAUGCAGAGAGCGCCGCGCACAAGUCCGAGAAGUUCCACACCAUGGCCACGCGCACGCGACAGGAGUACCUCAGAGACUUAGCCGAGAACUGUGUGAGCAGUACGCCGCUCGACUCCGCGGGCAAACUCAACAACCUCAUCUCGCUGGCGUCGAAGAAGAGAGAGCGGGCACGGGCGAGGGAGGGGGCCGAGUUGGGAGCGGCCGGGGCGGUGGCGUGGAGGGUGCUGGCCCAGGACUUCAGUGGCGGCGGGACGGAGAUCUCCUGCGCUCUGGGCGUGUCGGCAGAGUACAUCCUCCUGGCAGACUGCAACACCAAGGAAGUGGUGUUCAACUGCUUCUGCGUCGACGUGAUCGGCUGGAUGCCGGAGAGGCUGGCGCUGAAGAUCUUCUACGGGAGAGGAGACCACAUCGCCGUCAGAGUCCCCGAGGGCUUUGCUCAGGACAUCAGGGAGGUGGUGCAGAGGUUAAAGGCGCUGACGGUGGGCUGUGAGACUGUGGAUAUGACUCUGAGGAGGAACGGCCUGGGACAGCUGGGGUUCCACGUCAGGCUGGAUGGCACCGUGGCUGAGGUGGAGGAGUACGGCUUUGCCUGGCAGGCGGGGCUGAGGCAGGGCAGCCGGUUGGUGGAGAUCUGCAAGGUUGCCGCGGUAACCCUGACACACGAGCAGAUGAUCGACCUACUGAGGACGUCGGUCACCGUUAAAGUGGUGAUCAUACCGCCCUACGAGGAGGGAGGGCCCCGCAGGGGCUGCACAGAGGAGUAUGAGAUGAAGACAAUGGAGCAGAAGCCAGAGCCUGAGCCUGUGGCAGCAGGGUACCGGCCCUCCCCUCGCCCCCCCGAUUGGCGCUGGGACAGCACCGCCGGCCCUCCUGGCCUGCACAGCGCCCCCACCCCUCAGCGCUGGACCCCUAUGGGCCCCCCACCACCCCAACCCCGCUCACACAAGGCCAUGGUCAUGCCCGUCCCAUACAGGGAGCCCCAGCACCUCUCCAACAAGAGGCCAGUGAGUUUCCCUGAGAACCACUACUGCCUGUCGCCAGCGGGGGGCGACAGAGUGCUGCCCUACAGGAACCCCUCAGCCAGCUUCUCCUCCCCCUCUGGCCUGGGGGGCAUGGUGGCCCUGGGGGGCCCCGUACUCAGCGGGACCUUCAUACGCUACAAACCCUCACCUGACAGGUACGGUUCAGCCCAGCGCCCCCUGCUGGCCUACGAACCUCAUCUCAGUCUGGACAUCACCUCUAGUGGAGAGUCCUCCUCGGGCUUCACCAGCCAGGACAGCACUAUGGAGCGCUGCAAGACAGAGCCCCUAUGGCAUGUCCCAGCGUCAUCGUCUCGGGGGCAAGGAGGAGGAGGGCAGAGGAGACCCACCCGACAGGACGUCCCAGGGAAAGACUCCCCCAACAGACACUCAAAGGGUGAGACCCAGUACUCCAGCCACUCCAGCAGUAACACUCUCUCCAGUAACGCGUCCAGCAGCCACAGUGACGAGCGCUGGUUCGACGGGGCCGGGGGGGAGAGAGGAGGCCCGGGGGUAUCCGGGGGUUGCCUAGGCAACCUGGCUGAACCUGACCCCGACCCCCUCAGUAAGGGCGGCUCCAGCGACAGCGGCAUCGAUGCCCCCACCCUCUACAACACCAAGCCCGGCGGUCGCCACGGAAACCAGUCCAGCCAAUCACAGAAGCCCCUGCACUGUUCAGCAACCUAUAAUAGCGGGCUGCAGGACGUCUCUGGGGUGAGGGGCAACGGAGUCGAGGGGCGGAGACUAGAGUCGUCACCUGUAUUACCUGCCAAUCAGAACAAAGGAUACCGCACGCGUACCUUCCCUCCUCCAGGAUCCAACGUGGAGAAGCCAGACUCAUUUAAACCCAGGGCCUGCUAUACACCCCAGGGUUACAAGACCCCUGCAGCAGAGAAAUCACGGCCGGUCCGAGCCGCCACAGUCACGCCUAACUCUGCUCUACUCAGCUCCACCCCUCUGUCCAGCUCCGCCCCCAAGGCCUUAUACAGCAAGAGCAGACUGGGCGCCUGGCAACCAGACGACAACGCCCCCUCCCGUUCAAACACACCCACUACCUACAGCUCUGACAGUAACAGCAGCAGCAAGAAACAGGUGGACGUGAAUUCUAAGAACGUGUUCGGACAGCCCCGUCUUCGAGCAUCGCUAAGGGACCUGCGGUCUCCACGGAGAUCCCACAAGAGCACCGUCGAGGACGACCUGAAGAAACUCAUCAUCAUGGACAACCCUGGAGAGAUGCCACAAAGAGAGACGUCUCCUCGACACACUCUUCAGCGCACGUUCUCCGACGAGUCUCUGUGCAGCGGGCGCAGGGAUGCCAGCUAUGCCAACUCUGCCCCCCUGUUUGACCAGGGUACUCCCAGCGACCUGCUGUUCACCUGCACCCUACCCACCCGGCGCCAUGCACACUCUGCCAACCACAUGCCCAACAAGAAGGUCCCUCUGUCUGCAUCGGAGCUGUCUCUGACAGAGGUGAGGGAUAAGGUUCCCCCCCUGAGGAGGCUGGACCCGGGGCUCAUGCCCCUGCCUGACACUGCCUGUGGCCUGGAGUGGGCCAGUCUGGUCAACGCUGCCAAGGCCUACGAGGGUGAGUUGCAAAGGGCAGUGUCGCUCUUCUCGCUCAGUGAGCCUCAAGUUGGGGUUCCAGACAUGCGGCCGAUCAAGAGUCCAAUCCAAUUCCAAACACCUCAGACUCCACGCACUACCCCCACCUUCGGCGGGGAUGAGGUACCCAACGCCCUCUCGGGGCGACUGUACAGCCUAGAGGUGAUGCUGAAGCAGCUCAACACUGACCUGGAGAAGGAGAAGAAGGACAAAGUGCACCUGAUGGCUGAGAUGGCUAACCUGCGGCAGAAUAACCAGCGGCUGCAGGAAGAGAGCCACUCGGCCAGCGAGCAGCUUCGCAAGUUCAGCAUGCUCUUCACCGACACCCCGCAGAGGAAGUGAGCUCACACCGGACACAGGAAGUGACCUCGUAGAGAGCGUGCAAAAGCAUUCGCAAAGAGGACAUGUGACCUAAACCGGGGGGGGGGGGAAUAGAAUCAGCCACAGUGAGUUUCAUGCGUGGGGAAAUGAGUGGGGAAUAGAUUUGUCAGUGAGUCUGGUUAGGUAUGUGGAAGACAUGGGCAGUAGAGAAAAAAAACGAAUGCAAGUAAGUUAAGGUGUAACAUUAUGUACAAGAAAAUGUGUAACUUUUAAGCAUAAGAGGGGGAAAGAACCCCCCCACCCACAUUCUUACGUUCUAUCCUCCACCUGCUGCUUCUGUCACAUUCCAACCACACUAUCUCCCCUACUAUGGUAGGGGAGAAGAGGAGAACUUACCCCUCCACCACUCUGACCUGCUUUUUGGGAGAGGGACCUGCCGUUACCCCCGCCACCCUCUCUGUGGUGCACCUCCUACCCCCAGAAUCCCUGCCUCGCUCUGGGCUGGACGGACACAGGGGCUACAGAGAACCAAUGGAUCCCCAUUGGCUCAUCUGAAACCGAAUUGCCUAGACAGAAGAGCCUGCAAGUAGACACGCCUAUUUUUUUUUUACUCCCGCACACUGCACAAGCCGACUCCCUCAGGCUGUGCACCCAGAGGAAAUCCUUCUCUGUCCCUGCUUGUAGGUUUUUAUUUUUUGUAACUGAGGUCUUAUACACUCCUGCGUCAGAGCAGAGCCAAUAAUGAGGAGAGCUUUUAUUGAACUGUAGAACACAAAGAUCGCACGGCGAGGCCUAAUACUCUUCCUGAAGCGAAUCAGCCAAAAAAAAAGGACUCCAACUCCCAAAAUGCUCUGGGAGACGUGUGUUAUAAAAGAAAGGUACUGUACUUUUGCCUGUGUGAUUCAACAUAUAGCUUGAACACAUGUCUAUUGUACUGAUAUAACUGACAUAAUGAGGUGUGUAACUCGUGAAGGUGUGUAGGGUACAGCAAAUACUCCCACAAUGCAUUAAUCGCACAAAAUGGAGAGCUCUGGCGGUGUUAUUUUUUACCCUUCGUUGAGUGUGUGAUAGGCUGACACAGGGCAUUUCAGUUACGAGCAAGCUAUAAUAUGACAAGGUACGCCAGUGAUAUGAGACGAGCCUUCUCGUUCAGUUUAUGAAACGGAAUAUAGUGCCAUAAACUCAACGAUAGUAUCUCAAUGUCCAUUUUUGGUUAACAAUCCAUUUGAAAGGUAUUUACAAAUAUCCAAGCAGUAUGUUUUACAAUUUGUAGAAUUUGCAUAUUUCGUGGUUUUUGUUUUGGGUACCAGCUGCGGGUACACACCUGUGUGCAUUUAGAAAAGACUCAUAGAAAUGAUCUUUAAACACUGUAGCCGUUCGUGUGUGUGUGCGCGUGUGUGUGUGCUAGAAUGAAGGGGUAUUAUACAUUAAUUUAGCUAACAGACAGUCCUAGUGUCUGUAGAAUCAAACUCAACAAUUUAUACACAACUGUGAGACCUUUGCUAAAUGACGUAAAACGGAAGUAACUUAGCUUGGGGUGGUGGGUCUGUGUGAAACUUGUGGCCAUUUUGUAAAAAUGUCCAUCUGACAGGAAUACAGUCAAAUAAAUCAACACAAAUACACUAUAUUCUCACUAGCUUGGUUAUAUUCUUUACAGAAAGCAUUUUUCUUACAGCUUUGUGUCUUUGUGUCCGUUGUUUGUUAUGAAUGUGGGAUAAAUGGAGGGGAGCGUGGAGCUGGCAAAACCAACGGUGGGGGUUCCAAUUCUCGUUUGGGCCACAUCCAUUCCCAAAAAUUAUAAAAGGGUCUGCUGAAGGAGCAUAUGACUAUUUUUGUUCCAGUAAACGUAAGCCCCGAGCACAGUUAAGUACCCUUUCAUCACAGGCCCCCCUUUUCAGGAACCUUCUGCCCUGCCUCAACUGGAAUCCUUUCUUACCCUCACUACUCUCAGGACCUUUCAGACACCCCCUUUAAGAACUGUACUAUGUAUUGUUUUGUGUGUGGGCAUGUACCUGAACGGUGUCAACCCUUUUGUGGCUGGAUCAGUGGACAUUCACACGCAUGUGGCACAAAACACACUACUCAACACUGCCCCCCCCCCCCCACUCUUUCAAAAACAUCUGUACAUUGUUGAGAGACAUUACGUUUAGAUAAGAGCAACAUGUAUACAGACAUCUCUGUCUCCGUUUCUCUUCAUCUCACCAUCUCUGGUAUUUGCUCAUCACUGCCUCAUCCACAGACGCUGUUGUAGUCUGCCUCCCUGUGUCCUGUGAGCUGCCCAUCCUCCUCCAGCCAGUUAAAUCAUCUCGUCUUGGGCGAAACCAAGAGCAACUGAAACAACCCUACACACUCAUGUUAUCACUGAAGCUCAGAAAAUGUGCUGUGAUGUUGUUAUCUUCAAUGUCUUAAUCUUUAUUUUGUUUAUUAGUGUGUGGAGGGGUACGGGUGUUUUGAGGAUUUAGUUUUGAUAUAUUUGAUUUGAAGCAAACUGCAGUUCUACAUGUUGAACAUAGCUCGGUGCAUCGAUGUUGCACGUGCACAAAUCAGAAACGGUAAUACCGAAAUGUUAUGUUAUGUUUUAAUAUUUGUAUAAUUUAUUUUUGGCCACUUUUGCAACCUGAAAAAGACAAAAUAGUGAAAUGAAGAGGGCACGGUGUUUUUUAUUUCUAUGUAUUGCUGUUUGACUUUUAAAUCUUUGUUCAAGGCUGAUUUCUAUGAUGCUGUAUUGUUUUUAUGAUUUAAAUAGUUUUUCUGAGUUGGUGCGUUCCGCAUGA